Molecule: messenger RNA, 609 nt
Organism: Necator americanus (New World hookworm)
Lineage: Eukaryota; Metazoa; Nematoda; Chromadorea; Rhabditida; Ancylostomatidae
Exons: 1
Coding region: 1-609 (202 amino acids)
Source: RefSeq, a predicted model, not a curated record
AUGGCAAAGAACAUCGACUCUUUUGAACAACUUACGACCCGAAUCGGAUGUCUGCGGAUGAGAAGAUGUGGUCCAACACCAGCUUUGACUAUCUUCGUCGCUUACGCUCCAACAUCAAGCUACGAUGAAGAAGAAGUCGAAGCUCUCUAUAUAGACCUGAAGAAGUUCUACCGAGAAGGUCAUGCCUUCUACAAGGUCAUAAUUGGCGAUUUCAACGUCAAUGUUGGCCCAAGAAGAACGCCGGAGGAGCUUCACAUCGGGACCCAUGGCCUACAAUGGAACGAUCAGGGGGAGAGGCUCUCCGAGUUCAUCAUGACGACUAAGACCAUCCAUGGGAACUCGCAAUUCCAGAAGCCCUCCUCUCUACACUGGACGUCGGAGUCACCCGGUGGAGGGUACCGUAAUGAAAUAGACCACAUCAUCGACGAUAGAAGGUUCUGCCUGACGGACGUCGCUGUUGUACCAAAGUUCUAUACGGGAUCGGACCAUCGCCUCCUCCGAGGAAGAUUUUCUUUCACAAGGAGAGCAGAGAAAGCCGCCAAGUUCAAAAGAAGAAAUCCUAGAACUAUCAUCAACUGGGACCUCUUCGCUACGUUAGCAGGCUUUUAG